AUGGAUAUAAAAGGUGGAUCUCAAAUUUGUUCUAUCAUAUAUUUUUCUGGGCUUAAGAUGAGAGAAAUGAUUUUAAAUGGAGAAGGUGAGCAUCUGCAGUUGCUAUCUGUAUCUACUGAUCUUCAUGAAAAAUUCUGGCCAUCUAAGUCAUUACACAACAAUUCCCAAGAAAAGGAAAAGAUAACAUCUUGGGUCUCUCACAUAUCUCUUUCUAAUAUACCCCAUUUCUCCUCCUACCUCACCACAAUACAUGUUCCCCUGCCUAUUCUAAAUAACACCACUUUUACUUCUCUUUCAACCCUUCAUUUUCCUACUUCUUCUUUGUUGCUCAACUCUUAUCAAUCAGCAGCAUUGCCUAACUCUGCUAAUCCCUCCACAUAUACAUAUACACUUCCUUUUUCACCUUUCGAGGUAUUGUAUACAUGGCACUUACCUGAGCCAAAUGCAUCACGGAAUUCUAAUUCUUCACCACUAAAGUCUGCCACUAUGGUGGUAUUAUUGGGAUGGUUAGGUGCAAAGCAAAAGCAUCUAAAGAGAUAUGCAGAGUGGUAUGCAUCAAGGGGAUAUCAUGUCAUUACAUUUACUUUCCCAAUGUCUGAGAUUCUAAGCUAUCAAGUCGGGGGAAAGGCAAAGCAAGAUAUUGAAAUGCUUGUGAAUCAUCUAGUUGAUUGGUUGGAAGAAGAGCAUGGAGAGAACUUUGUCUUCCACACUUUCAGCAAUACUGGAUGGUUAACUUAUGGUGUCAUUUUGGAAAAGUUUCAGAAACAAGAUAAUGCUUUAAUGAGAAGGAUUAAGGGUUGUAUUGUUGAUUCUGCCCCUGUCGCAGCUCCCGAUCCACAGGUAAUGCUGACUCAAAAAUUGUGAUAAUAAGAUAGCAUUUUUAUGUGCAAGUGUCAGAAGAGUGUUUCUUGGAGAGUAGUCUUAUUUCUGAAAGUUAAUGCAGAGCACUUGUUCAGAGCUAUACAUUUCUAUUGAAAUCCAGCCUUUUCAUGCUUUUA
Messenger RNA from Solanum tuberosum (potato), 998 nucleotides. RefSeq lists its product as uncharacterized. The transcript is spliced from 3 exons. The record is from RefSeq and is a predicted model, not a curated record. NCBI's taxonomy places the organism in Eukaryota, Viridiplantae, Streptophyta, Magnoliopsida, Solanales, Solanaceae. The coding region runs from base 1 to 864 and encodes 287 amino acids.